UGUGUAGAGACGAAAUUUUAAAUGGGUUAGAAGGAACUUGAUGGAUAGAGCUAAACUGGUUUGGUGAAGAAAGCUAUGCUAUAUUCUUUAAUACAAACAUAUCUGAAAGAAAACGGCGUUGUAGGCAGCAAGAACCGUAUGUUACAACGCACGUGGACUCGUAUAUCAGUUGUAAUGUAACCAGUUAGUAAGCUACCUUCACAGUCUCGUGCUUGAUCGAACGAUGUUAAAUCUUCGCGAUUCUGCUGGCUUGUGAUAAAUGGUUGGAUUGAAUAGUGCAACUGGGGACCAACGAUGACCUCUCUUGAUGAGAUAUAGCAACAUAAGAACUACAACUGGACUGUUGAAUUUGCUACUAUUUAUCCUACUCGUAGCCAUAUCUUUGGAUGCUGCUGCCAGCUAGCUAACUUAAUUUCUUGCAACUAAUGAAUAGCUAAACGCCUAAAAUGCCACUGCAAAUAGGUGACUUGGUCGACAUGCCGGUAGCUAAUCACGUGGUUACUUAUAUGUACACGGGGGUACAACCAUAGCUUUAAUAUGAAUGACCAGGUUCCCAUAUGAUUGAGAAGCAGCUAUAGUUAACUAGCUACUCCCACACUGCAAUUUGGUCUCGCACUGGCGGCCUCCGAGUUACAGUUCACGCAGUCUAGCUAGCUGAAUUUCUACUACUUGUCAAGAAUAGGAGGCGGUGGCAGCUGUGGUGUACAUUUCUGCGUUCUUUAUAGAGAUCAAUGCCAGGGUGAAAUACUGCAGUUCAUGUUUCAACAAGAAGUCAGUGUACUAUCUUUUAUUUCUGUCUUGUUCUUACCUUUUCCAAAACGAGAAGAGGAAUAUGUCUAGAUAUAACAUUUACAGUCUUUUAGACUGGUUGUAUGGCGGCGUGGACCCAAAGUUUGAAGGCAACGGGGGCCCAGAAUGUGCUGCCUUUCUUGCACCCCAACAACGUAUCGGCGAGAGUUUUGUCAUGGUUCUGAUUUCCAUCGUGGAAGUUGUCGUCGCACUGAGGAAAAUCAACAUUUCUAAAGAACUCAAAGAGAUAGCGAAAGAUGGUCCAAGCAUAAAAGAGGACAGUUUGGGCAAGAACCUGUUGCUGGUUGCUUUGUGUAUGACGUUUGGAGUUGAGGUUGGAUUCAAAUUCGCCAAAAAGACAGUGAUAUACCUAUUGAAUCCUUGUCAUGUUGUGACCAUGUUGCAGAUCUUCUUGCUGGCCUGUCCGCCAUGUAAAACAGCCAUGGUCCUCUUUAGGCUUCAGGUCCAUAUGCUGAAUGGUGCCCUACUGGCCCUUGUCUUCCCUGUGGUCAACACUAGGCUGCUUCCAUUUGAGAAGGAGGUCUACUACAUCCAGCAUUCCUUGCUCUACCUGGUGCCUGUAUACCUCUUCAGGAAAGGAGGUGUGUACAAGCCGGAGCCCCUGGGGGACAUGUGGUGGGCUAUCCUCUCCACUGGCAUCCUGUUCCUUUAUCACUUCCUGUUCCUGCAGGGCCUGGGCCUGGUAAGAUUGAUGGAGGGAGCCCUCUACUGGACACUCGGUGCAACUCCUCUUCACUCGCUCUGAAAAGAGAGAUGACCGAGGUCAAUCUGAACAACAUGCUGUGUCCAGCAGUGUCAGAUCCAUUUUAUGGGCCUUGGUACCGGGUUUGGGCUGCGGGUCACCAGACCCUGUUGACCCUGGUCCAUGGGAAGGCCCUGACCCUCCUCUCCCACCACACCGGCCCCACCUGCAGGUACUUGCUGGACACCGCCAGACUGCGCAGCAAGAAGAUUGACUGAACAUCCACACACAGAGACAAACACGAACGUAGCCUUUUCCAAUCCAAAUGCCUGUUAUGUUGGGAUUUUCUAUCCACAUUUUUAAUGCAUCUGUACCACCUUUACCAUAUUUAUUUACUGUAAAGAAAUAAUAAUUUCAGAGUCAAUGAAAUAUCAUUCCUUUAGUGUUUGUGUUGGAUUGCAUUAUAUGCAUGCACAAUCAUGGGCGCCUGAUUUUGUCUGAAAGUGGGGGUACAAAUGCUUAGAAGGAGGGUUGACUUUUUUUGGCACCGUUUGAAGCGCUGUCACCAUAAACAUUAAAACAAUUUACUUGUC
Oncorhynchus kisutch (coho salmon) is the source of this 2085-nucleotide messenger RNA. Its product is annotated as transmembrane protein 164-like. The record is from RefSeq and is a predicted model, not a curated record. Lineage: Eukaryota; Metazoa; Chordata; Actinopteri; Salmoniformes; Salmonidae. Bases 833 to 1555 code for a protein of 240 amino acids. The transcript is spliced from 6 exons.